AUGGACCAGCCCAGUGGAAGGAGUUUUAUGCAAGUUCUUUGUGAGAAAUACAGCCCUGAGAACUUCCCCUAUCGCCGUGGGCCUGGCAUGGGGGUGCAUGUCCCAGCCACUCCACAAGGCUCACCUAUGAAAGAUCGACUCAACCUGCCCAGCGUGCUGGUGCUGAACAGCUGUGGCAUAACCUGUGCAGGGGAUGAGAACGAGAUCGCUGCCUUCUGCGCUCACGUCUCUGAGCUGGACCUCUCUGACAACAAGCUGCAAGACUGGCAGGAGGUCAGUAAAAUUGUGUCCAACGUUCCCCACUUGGAGUUUCUAAACUUGAGUUCCAACCCUCUCAGUUUGUCCGUUUUAGAAAGAAGUUGUGCUGGGUCUUUCGCUGGUGUUCGCAAACUUGUGCUCAACAACAGCAAAGCUUCCUGGGAAACAGUCCACACAAUCCUGCAGGAAUUACCAGACUUGGAGGAGCUCUUCCUGUGCCUUAACGACUAUGAAACAGUGUCUUGUUCCCCAGUUUGCUGUCAGUCUCUCAAGUUACUCCACAUAACCGACAAUAAUCUUCAAGACUGGACUGAAAUUCGUAAACUGGGAAUUAUGUUUCCAUCACUGGACACCCUUAUUCUGGCUAACAACAACCUCACGACCAUCGAGGAGUCGGAAGAUUCCCUGGCAAGGCUGUUCCCCAAUCUGAGGUCCAUCAAUUUGCACAAGUCAGGUCUGCAUUGCUGGGAAGACAUCGACAAGUUAAAUUCUUUUCCCAAGCUGGAGGAAGUGAAGUUGCUGGGAAUCCCUCUGCUGCAGUCCUACACCACGGAGGAACGCAGGAAGCUGCUAAUAGCAAGGUUGCCAUCCAUCAUCAAGCUCAACGGGAGCAUUGUUGCUGAUGGGGAGCGAGAGGACUCGGAGCGGUUCUUCAUCCGCUACUACAUGGAGUUCCCAGAGGAGGAAGUCCCAUUCAGGUAUCACGAGCUGGUCACCAAGUACGGGAAGCUGGAGCCCUUGGCAGUCGUGGACCUGCGGCCGCAGAGCAGCGUGAAGGUGGAAGUUCACUUCCAGGAUAAAGUGGAAGAGAUGUCGAUCCGUUUGGAUCAGACUGUGGCAGAAUUGAAGAAGCACUUAAAAACUGUGGUGCAGCUGUCCACCAGCAACAUGCUGCUCUUCUACCUGGAGCAGGAAGCUCCUUUUGGCCCCGAGGAGAUGAAAUACAGCUCGCGAGCGCUGCACUCGUACGGCAUUCGGGAUGGAGAUAAAAUUUACGUGGAGCCCAGGAUGAAGUAGCCUCUUCUUGACUCUGGGAGGCCCCCCACACACCCACACACAUGCAUUAAGGAGUUUUUUGGCAAGGUUUUUCUUUCGGUGGGUCGGUUGUGGUUUGGUUGCGUUUCUGUAGCGGGUGAUUUGGAAGCCUGGAAGGAGGUGCCCUGAUCUGAGAAGCGUGACCACCCUCCACUGCAGGUGACCUGGAGGUGACAGUUGACUUUGGUGCCUGUGUUUCAGUGUGUGCAAUACCCUGAGGUUUUCUUUGAUGCUCCGGUAUACUCGUGACUUGGC
Messenger RNA from Merops nubicus (carmine bee-eater), 1548 nucleotides. RefSeq names its product tubulin folding cofactor E-like (gene TBCEL). Gene Ontology annotation, biological process: protein folding. The transcript has 7 exons. Lineage: Eukaryota; Metazoa; Chordata; Aves; Coraciiformes; Meropidae. Gene Ontology annotation, molecular function: alpha-tubulin binding. The record is from RefSeq and is a predicted model, not a curated record. Bases 1 to 1275 code for a protein of 424 amino acids.